Molecule: messenger RNA, 6533 nt
Organism: Pongo pygmaeus (Bornean orangutan)
Lineage: Eukaryota; Metazoa; Chordata; Mammalia; Primates; Hominidae
Product: golgin subfamily A member 6D-like
Exons: 18
Coding region: 1347-3164 (605 amino acids)
Biological process (GO): Golgi organization
Cellular component (GO): Golgi apparatus; Golgi cis cisterna; Golgi cisterna membrane
Molecular function (GO): protein binding
Source: RefSeq, a predicted model, not a curated record
UUUUCCAGCUGAGCUCAUCACCAGAGUCCUACAAAUCAGACAGCCAACCUGCCCUAAACUCUGCCCCUAGAAGCUGUGACCCAGAAGGAGUCCUUGUCCAGCUGUAGCCCAGAGACACUGCAGCCUGAGCAGGACUGCACCUCUUCCCUCCCAGGAGCCUCAUCUCUGUCUGGCCUGGCUCUGGCUUCCAAUGCCCUCAGCUUUGGCUUCAAAAUCUGUUGGGUCAGAUUCGUGAGAGCUCUGGCCUUCUUCAGUUUAGGGAUUUUUAAAUAGUUUUUUUUCAAGCAGGCAGAAGAUGAGCUCUGCUUGCUUACCUCUAAGAAUUGGCUAGAACUCACAGAAGGCUGUUAUACUCAUAGUUAUGGCUUGAUUACAUGGAAAGGAUACAGAUUAAAAUCAGCCAGGGGAAGAAAGGCAUAGGGCUGAGUCCAGGAGGGCACCAGGCAUGGAGUGUCCAUUAUCCCUUCCCCGUGCAGUCAGAGUGCAUUACCCUCCCGGCUUUGCUAUGUGCCAAUACACAUGGAGUAUUCUCAGCCAGUGAGGCUCCGUCAAGCCUCAGUGUUCAGGGUUUUUAUUGGAACUUCAUCACAGAGGCAUGCUUGAUUGUCCAUGUGGCUGCUCUCAGUUUCCAGUCUCCAGUCCUUUUAGGGGUGACCUAAAGCCUGGACUCUAAAUCACAUAGUCACUUUUCCUGGCUUGGCUAGUCCCCACUAUCAUUUUUUUUUGAGAUGGAGUCUCACUCUGUUGCCCAGGCUGGAGUGCAGUGGCAUGAUCUUGGCUCACUGCAAGCUCUGCCUCCUGGGUUCAUGCCAUUCUCCUGCCUCAGCCUCCCAAGUAGCUGGGACCACAGGUGCCCACCACCACACCCAGCUAAUUUUUUGUAUUUUUAGUAGAGACAGGAUUUCACCAUGUUAGCCAGGAUGGUCUUGAUCUGACCUCAUGACUCACCUGCCUCGGCCUCCCAAAGUGCUGGGAUUACAGGCGUGAGCCACCACACCUGGCCCCCACCAUCUUAUUAUUAGACUAUCCAUCAUGACCCAAGAUCCCCAGGCAAAGAUAUUCCUAUCAGGCAUUAUGUGUUGAAGAUUACCUCCCAGGAGUCUAGGACAAAGUCCAGACCUUUUUUUGGUCAAGCUUAAUUUUUUUUAACUAUACAACAUGUCAUCAUUCUGUUAUCCUUCCUAUCUGUUUUAUCUUCAAAAUAACCCUAAUUGGUGGGUAAGAAUGUUUAUUAUAGAUGAGAUCUCAAAAGGAAAGACACUUGAGCAAAGUUGCACAGUUGAUCCUUGACUCAUGGUACAAGACUUCUUUCCACUACUCUGAGAGCCCUGAGUCCUGAGAAGAAGAUGGAAGGAAGCUUUGUGAGGAAAAGAAUACCACAUGAAGAAGAACAACUCAAGCAGGGUGUGGUCCUGGUUACGACUCCUCUGGCUCAGUCACACAGCAGCCUGGUAGGUGCCUGGAGGUGUUCGCUGAUGUGGCCCCAACCCUACGUCCCUCCCCACCCCAUGAUGUUAGAAGAAACUCGACAGAACAAAUUGGCAGCAGCCAAGAAAAAGCUAAAAGAAUAUCAGCAGAGGAGCAGCCCUGGUGUUGCAAGAGGAGCGAAGAUAAAGAAAAAAACUGGCAGUAGCCCUGAGACAACCGCUUCUGGUGGUUGCCAUUCACCUGGGGAUAGCCAGUACCAAGGACUAACAGUGGCCCUGGAGUCAAGCUCCAUGACUAUCCAUCAACUCAAUGAAAACAUAGAAUCAUUGAAAGAGCAGAAGAAAGAAGUGGAACAUCAGCUGGAAGAAGCAAAGAAAGCAAACAAUGAAAUACACAAAGCACAAACGGAGCAGUUGGAGACAAUCAACAUCCUCACAUUGGAAAAGGCAGACUUGAAGACCACCCUAUACCAUACUAAACGUGCUGCCCAACACUUCGAAGAAGAGUCCAAGGAUCUGGCUGGCCGCCUGCAAUACUCCUUACAGCGUAUUCAAGAAUUGGAGCGGGCUCUCUGUGCUGUGUCUACACAGCAGCAGGAAGAGGACAGGUCCUCGAGCUGCAGUGAAGCGGUCCUCAAGCGGCGGUUACAGCAGACCAUAAAGGAGCGGGCGCUGCUGAACACACAUGUGACACAGGUGACAGAGUCAUUAAAACAAGUCCAGCUACAGAAAGACGAAUACGCUGAACACAUAAAAGGAGAGAGGGCCCGGUGGCAAGAGAGGAUGCGGAAAAUGUCGGUGGAGGCUCGCACAUUGAAGGAAGAGAAGAAGAGUGACAUACGUCGGAUACAGGAGCUGGAGAGGAGCUUGUCCAAACUCCAAAACCAGAUGGCUGAGCUCCAGUCCCCGGCACCCCCAGCAGGGACCUCUGAGUUGGAGCAGCUACAAGAUGAGGCCAAACAGCUGAGGAAGGAAGUGGAGAGACUGGAGGGAAAGCUCCAAUCCCAGGUGGGAAACAACCAGGUCUUGAGUCUCCUGAGCAAGGAACAAAAUGAGAGGCUCCGAGAGCAGGAGGAGAGGAGGCUGCGGGAACAGGAGAGACUGUGUGAGCAAAAUGAGAGGCUUCAGGAGCAGCAGAAGAGGCUGGGGGAGCAGGGUGAGAGGCUGCGAAAGCAGGAGCAGAGGCUACGAAAGCAGGAGGAGAGGCUGCAAAAGGAGGAGGAGAGGCUGCGAAAGCAGGAGCAGAGACUGUGGGACCAGGAGAAGAGGCUGUGGGAGAAGGAGGAGAGGCUACGAAAGCAGGAGGAGAGGCUCACGCUCUCCCAGAACCACAAGCUCGACAAGCAGCUGGCUGAGCCACAGUGCGGCUUCAAGGAUCUGGAGCACCUAGAAGCUGCCAGCCAGUGGAACCAACAGCUAGAGACCCAGUUGAGCCUCAUGGCUCUCCCUGGAGAAGGAGAUGGAGCACGACAUCUGGACAGUGAGGAGGAGGAGGCGCCUCAGCCCAUGCCAAACAUCCCAGAAGACCUGGAGAGCCGGGAGGCCACGGAGAGUACAUCACCGUAUAUGAGAGCCAGGGGGCAGUGCCAAACACGCGGCACCAGGAGAUGGAGGAUGUCAUCAGUCUGGCCCAGAACGAGGAGGAAACAAAGAACCCUGCUGAUGAGCCUGCUCCAGGGGCCCCAGCUCCCCAGGAACUUGGGGCUGCUGGUGAGCAUGAUGAUUUUUAUGAGGUGAACCUGGAUGACAGCGUGGAGCCUGCACCAGCAGCGACCAGGGAGGGUUCUGCACAGCAGAUCGUGCAGCUGCCUCCUGUAAGGCAGGACACCCAGGAGCACCCAGGCUUGCCCAGCAAACCCUGCAUGCCAUUCUUUUACCGGGCAGCCGAGAACAGGGAGAUAAACAUCAUCAUCAUCUAAGAGCUGGUCAAGAAAUUUAAAACAACAACAAAAAGUUAUGGGGUUAAUCUCCUACACAAUUCAUAUACUCCAUUUGAAUGUUAGAGCCACUCACAUUGAUUUGUGUUUCUAAUUUACAGUUUAAAUUUAUUUGUAAAAAGUUAAGGGAGAGUGAAUCUUUCCCUGAUGUUCACUCUGGCAUCCUUUAGCAUUUUUGUUUUUUUAAUUUGAUAAUUACAGGUCAUUAGCAUGCAUAUCAAGUUUGCCCUUAGGUGAUGGGAGUUCAAACACACAAAGACCCACUAUCUGCACGAAACUAUUCUUGCCAGUUUGGAAUAGGCUGCCAUGCUUUUUUAAUGUUAUUGCAGCAUGUAUAUUCAUUACAGAAUUCAGAUAAAAUGUGCUUAUGUUCUGCUAUUAUGUUUGAUCGAAUCCUAAUCACAGUGAGCUCUUCAUUGGCUCAAUAUGUGGUUUGCCCUCAAGUGCGCACUGUUUAUUACUUUGUAACGUGCCACUGUGAGUACUGACAUUUAGAGUUGUUUAAAGGCCGAGAACUGGAAACAGCCUUUCCCCUAUUUUCGUGUAUUGGGAAUGGGAGUAAUAACAUUUUGGGGAGCUUUUUAAAUCUCACAGAAGAGGAAAGUGGCCUGCUCUGGCAGGUGUGUGCAGGAUAGAGUGUGUUUCAUUUGUUCUGGUGCCAAGAAUGAGCGCUGUACUAUGGUGGUUCCCUUAGGAUUUGUAUGUGCUCUGGGCUCAUGAAGAUAUUGCAUCAUGAGCUGCAGCAGUUGUACCCUUUCUCGAUGACCUAAAAAGGGAUUAUUUCUGAGGAAUGAAAGGCUCCCAUCAUUGACUGUGGAUGUGGAAAACAUUUUCUAGCUUAGAGCAUUUAUAUCUAUAAUACAUUUUAAAGUCAGAGUUCAUGUUACCUGUUUUAAUCACAUGAGUAUAUGUCCCAGAACACAAAAGGGCACUGGUUGGCAUUCUUCUUAAUGUAUUUAGUAAAGAUCAUAAGAAAUCCUUUAAGAGUUUAAAUGUCCCUGGAAGAGGCAUACAGGCUCUAGUCAAGAAUGAAUUCGAGUGAAGGAAAGCUGUGUGACACUUGGCCUUCCUCUAUGUUCAUGGAGCUUCUUUGAGGCUAGAAGAUGGAUUUUUACCAUCUAGACCUCUCUGGCUAAUACCUAUUCUUCAACCACAUUGGUUACUCUGACAUAGGAAUUUACUUCUUUUCUUUGAAUGGAAAACACUUUAAAAAUAAUAACAACCAUUAUUAUAAACCAAUAUAUGUGACAGUACUCAGUUGAAACAAAAAGGAGUUUUAGUAGACAGUAUUAUACUACAUAUGAAAAUCAAGGCAAAGUUUUUGCAACUUAAAAUGUUUACAAGCUGCUGUGCAAUCUACUGUUUGUGAAAGUCAAAGUAUUAUGAGGAAAAGUGUCUAUACAAUCAGAGUUAUAUUUCCUCACAAAGUUCUUUACAAAGAGUGAAAUAUGUUUUUAUACCUCUCAGUUUCAGUUUAGAGGCAUAUUUUGUGCCAUAUUUAUGUUAAUGUGCCUAUACAUGAUGAAUGAGUUAUUUCAGUCAUACAUUGCCUAAAUCAUAACUUUAUGAUGCUUGGGAAAGAAUCGACAGUUAAAACUUCAUGAAGUUCUAAUGUCUGUGUUCCAAAAUACGUCACAUUAUUAGGAUGUAGGGAGAGAUGUAUGUGCACUCCCUGGGGUGGGCAUUUCUAGUUACUAGACCAUCUCCAUUUUUAGCAUUUGGCAUCCUCAUGAUACUUUUAUAAAUAUGACAUUAAUAGGAAAGCAAUAAUAUGAUUUUACAGAUGAAAUAACAGAUUUGCCUGCAUUCACUGAAAGAGUGCAAAUAUUGGGUUAUUGUGACUUCAACUGGCUCUUCCAAAUUGUAUGAAUUUAUCAAUGUAUUAGAUAAACCCAGUUUCAGAAUGAUAAAGAAAAACUGUUAGACCAAAUAAUGUGGCUAAUUAACAGUGGUACGAUUUCUAGCCUGAGGGUUUCAAAUGGACUUAAGGUCCUGUUCGUGCCUUCUAUUUUGUGAACUUGCCGCUUUUGCAUUAUUUGAGCUCACUUGAAAGACAGUUACUUUAAGUCCAUUUUAAACCCUUGGGCUAGAAAUCGUACCACUGUUAAUUAGCCACCUUAUUUGGUCUAACAGUUUUUCUUUAUCAUUCUGAAACUGGGUUUACCUAAUACAUUGAUAAAUUAUUUCAAAGGAAUUUUUAUAGUUGAAAUCACUUCACUUUUACCCUGAUAAAGAUAAAUGACUAGGAAUGACCUUCAGAUAGUGUUUAGCACCUGUAACCAAUCUGACAAUAAUGUGUUCAUCAGGUACCUAUGGAUUAAAUCACAUACUGGCAUAUUUAAGCUGAAUAUCAAUCUGGAAAAUAAAUGUACUGUAUUAACUGAAAUACCACUCUCUGUGUAGGUAUCUUGUCCUAUGUUUCAAAAAAAGCUAAAAAGAAUGGAAAUCCUAUGACAAAAACUUAAGUCUUUCUUCAAAGCUCAUGCAGUCUUUUGCAAUACCUCAUUCAGCCAAGUAUUUGUUCUCUUCCUCAUUCAGUAUAAGGCAGCUUUCAAUUUGCUUAGAAGGCAACAUUAGAAGGUUAGAGUUCAUCAGAAAUAUAGAAUUUUAAAAUGUGAGUUCAACUGAAUAAAUUUGAAUUUUUGUAGGAAGAAUCAAAAUACCUAUUUAAAUAUUGCAAUAUAUGGUCUUUAUUUAUCUGGUAUUUAUAUAUAUGGUCUUUAAGUAUCUGAUUAAACCUGAUAGUUUUUCCAGAAAUGAAAAAAAAUCAAUUCUAAACCCAAAGCUGAUUUUUAGAAAAUGUGAAACUGUAAUUCAGCCCUAUCCAUAAUACUUUCUCUAAAACUUUAUCUUACAGUCACUUUAAAAUAAUAUAACUAUUCAAAAAUGUAACUGCUAUGUUAAUGUUUUGAAAUAACUUAAAACAUUUUAAAAUAUGAAUACUGUCAUUUAAAUCAAAGAAACUGGAGGAAGGAUAAGUAGAGAAAGAGAUGCCAAUUCCAGUCCAAACCUUUAUUUGUCAAGUUUUCUUAGAAUGACUUUUACCAAUUGAUGAAUUCCUGUAAACAGAAUGUGUAAUGGAAAUACUGAAACACUGUUGCCUAAAGUGGGAUUAUUGACUGCUACUGUGAUGCUACUGUAAUGUAAUAAAUUAUUAAAUUGUUGCAAA